CAUUCCAGGGAGGGAAGGUAGAGUCUGGGAAUGAUGAGAGAGUGCAGAGCCUUCAGGCAGCCCCUCACCAUCAGUGCUGCCUGUGGGAUGGGCCAGCUGGGAGCUGCAUGUCUGAGUGUGCCGAGGUGCUUGGCAGUGGAACCAGUGAUCUCGAUGUCUGCUUGCCUCCAGUGUUUUCCCAGCCCAUGAGUCCUUCUGAGGAGUUUUGAUGUCUCAUGGAGAGCUUUGCAAUCUCUUUCCACUGCCUGUUAUUGAGUCAGGGUGUAGGCCCACAGAAGUGGUUUGUAGAGCUGGGGAUGGAGCAGUGCUGGAAAGCUCCAACACUGAUAUUUGGUGCUGGGUGGAGGUGGUGGAAGGAGACUGGGUGUGGACAGGACUGUCCCUGCUUUUCAAACAUCCAUCUCCUGUUGAUUGGAGAAUCCUGGGGGGUCCCCAAUGAAGGCAAGGAAGGGAGAAGAGCAUACGGAUUUCUCUCGAUGUUGAAUCCUGAUUCUGAAACCUUACAGAGUGUCCAGGAUGACAGGGAAGUUUACACCCAGCCCUGCUGCAGUUGGGUAUUCGCUUAAGCAAUGGAUGUGGUGACUCCUGCCACAGAAAACACAUUUUAAGCCUGGCCUAUUAUUUUAGGGUUGCCUGAAGCCAUGCCCUGUUCAUUAUGAGAAGCCUCUCCCGGAGGGCAAAGGGCCUGGACUCACCGGGUGGAAUGAGACACUCAGCACCCGCUGCCUCAUCUGCCCGUGCUGACGUGUCCUGGCCCCUGGGAACACUUUGGCCUCUAAUAGUGUCACUUGAAAGGGGCCUGGGAGGCUGACUGGGCAUGGCAAGGACAGGGAAAUGAAAAGGCACUUUGCAGUGUCCCCAUUUCUCUAAUUGGGAUGUUUUGCAUGGGAGAUGAGCUUGGUAAACACGUUCCAUGUGCAAAGGUGCUUCUGGGCCCGGGGCUGUGCGGGGCUCUAUAAAAGCCCGUCCGACUGCAGGCUCCUCAUCCACUUCUCCUGCCUUCUCCUCCUCGGUGAACCAGGUCUGCCACCCCCAGCCAUGUCCUGCUACGACCUGUGCCGUCCCUGCGGCCCCACCCCGCUGGCCAACAGCUGCAACGAGCCCUGUGUGAGGCAGUGCCAGGACUCCCGGGUGAUCAUCGAACCCUCGCCCGUGGUGGUGACCCUGCCCGGGCCCAUCCUGAGCUCCUUCCCCCAGAACACCGCCGUGGGAUCCACCACCUCCGCCGCCGUGGGCAGCAUCCUCAGCGAGUCCGGGGUCCCCAUCAACUCCGGGGGCUUUGGCCUGGGUGGCCUUGGUGGCUACGGCCUUGGUGGGCGCUACUGUGGCCGGAGGUGCCUGCCCUGCUAAAGCCGGGCCUGAGCCCAGCGAGUGCCUCGCCCAGGGAGCCCAAAGCCGGACUGAGGAUGGAGCUGCUGGCCAGCGCUUGCCCAGGGCUUUCCUCCUGCUGCCCAGGAGGGAGGCAAAGGUGGCCAGCUGAUGUCUUGUGCUUGUCCUGCUCUCUUCUGCUCCUCGUGAGCCCCUGUUGUCUCUGCCGUGCUGUGCCGGGGGUCCCUCCUGACUCCAGCGCAGCGGGGUCCUGCUCCUGGCGCUCUGCCCGUGGGGGUGGGAGGCAGACGUGUGUCCCACUGCUGGGCAGGGCUGUCUGACUGGGUCCCUGCAGCCCUCCCCGCUUUGUUUCUGUCUUUAAAGCCAUUAAAAUUUUUG
Molecule: messenger RNA, 1707 nt
Organism: Chiroxiphia lanceolata (lance-tailed manakin)
Lineage: Eukaryota; Metazoa; Chordata; Aves; Passeriformes; Pipridae
Product: feather beta keratin-like
Exons: 2
Coding region: 892-1350 (152 amino acids)
Cellular component (GO): intermediate filament
Molecular function (GO): structural constituent of cytoskeleton
Source: RefSeq, a predicted model, not a curated record